Molecule: messenger RNA, 2049 nt
Organism: Osmerus eperlanus (European smelt)
Lineage: Eukaryota; Metazoa; Chordata; Actinopteri; Osmeriformes; Osmeridae
Product: solute carrier family 22 member 2-like
Exons: 12
Coding region: 90-1760 (556 amino acids)
Biological process (GO): transmembrane transport
Cellular component (GO): membrane
Source: RefSeq, a predicted model, not a curated record
GAGCACUGCACAUACAGGUACACCCAAACGCACCAUUGACACCCAGAGGGGAAGAUUUACACACCGCAUGCUCGAUUUAACUGCCAACCAUGGCCACGUUUGAUGACAUCCUGGAAGAAGCUGGGAAGUUCGGCCGCUGUCAGAAGCGCAUUUUCGCCCUGCUGUGCAUGGUGUCCAUGCCCUGGGCCGGCGUCUACGUGGGCAUCGUGUUCCAGGGCUUCACCCCUGAGCACUGGUGCCGGGAGCCGGGGGUGGUGGAUCUGAAACAGAGCUGUGGAUGGAGCCUGGCUGACACUCGCAGGCUGACGGUUCCUCUGGUGAACUCCUCUGCUGGGGGGAUGGUCCACAGCCAGUGUGAGAGGUACGACCUGGACUGGAACUCUACAGGCCUCAGCUGCCUGGACCCAGAGAUAGACCUCAGGACAACUCCCAUGACCACCUGCAGGAACGGCUGGGAAUAUGAUUAUGAUGGUCGAGAGUCCUUUGUAACCGAGUUUGAUCUGGUGUGUGGGCAAGCCUGGUUAGUGGACAUGUACCAGGCCACACUCAACAUUGGCUUCCUGGUUGGCUCCAUUGCUAUUGGCUACUUGGCUGACAGGUUUGGCAGGAAGGUGAGUUUCCUGAUGUCUAACCUGUUUAAUGGAAUAGCUGGUAUCCUGGUGGCAGUCGCUCCAAACUACGCCUCCCUGCUGGUCUUCAGAACGCUGUACGGCUUCGGAGUAAAAGGAGGCUGGGUGGCCGGAUAUGUCCUCAUCACAGAGAUAGUGGGUGUGGAGUACCGGAGGACGGUGGGGGUGAUCUACCAGAUGUUCUUCAGCGUUGGAAUCCUCAUCCUCCCCCUCCUAGCCUACUACAUCACAGACUGGCGCUGGCUACAGGUGGUCAUCACUGUGCCCUAUAUUGUCUUCCUGGCAUACUACUGGUUUAUCCCAGAGUCUCCCAGGUGGCUCCUCUCUCAAGGCAAGGCCAGGAAAGCUGUUGAGAUCACCGAAGCCAUAGCCAAGGAGAACAACAAGACGCUCUCCAAGAACAUCGAGACCAUGAGGGAUGACAACGCGCACUCCUCCACCGCCUCCUUCAUGGACCUGGUCAGAACUCCCCGAAUGAGGAAACACACCUUCAUCCUUGGUUUCAACUGGUUCACCAGCGCGGUGGUCUACCAGGGGCUCAUCAUGAGGCUGGGCAUCCUGGGAGGAAAUGUGUACCUCGACUUCCUGAUCUCGGGCCUGGUAGAGUUACCCGCUGCCUUCCUCAUCCUCUUUACCAUCGAGCGCAUCGGACGCCGUCUCCCCUUCGCCACCGCCAACAUAGUGGCUGGAGCCUCCUGUAUCAUCACCGCCUUCAUACCUGACAGUAUGUUCUGGUUCAAGACAGCCGUGGCCUGUAUCGGCAGGCUAGGCAUCACCAUGGCUUUUGAGAUGGUGGUGUUUGUCAACACCGAGCUUUACCCCACUUUUAUCAGGAACCUGGGGGUGUCCGUGUGCUCGACUCUGUGUGAUGUCGGAGGCAUCGUGGCUCCCUUCCUGCUCUACAGGCUGGCUGUCAUCUGGCUGGAGCUGCCCCUUAUCAUCUUUGGCUGCCUGGCAUUUGUAGCAGGAGGGCUGGUCCUGCUGCUUCCUGAGACCAGGGGAGUUCCUCUUCCUGACACCAUCGAUGACAUUGAGUUCCCCAACAGACCCAAAGAUGACACUUUCGAGGAUCAGAUGUCCAAUCUCCUUCCAACUGAUGCAACAGCCAACAAGGAAACAGCCACUGUUUAGUUGACACUUGUGUGCCUGGAUAAGAAAUGGUUUGAGGUGUAAUGUCAGUAGGGACUAUGGUGUUGAAACCACGUAUAAUAACUAGUACACUGUCCACCAUUAAAUACUCUGUUCAACUACUAUGUUUUGCAAAACAGCUGUAAAUAGAAUAUGUCUGCAAUUAUAUUCUUGUUGUUGUUAGUAAUACUGUUGUCAGAUAUAUUCAUGUUGAAUAGAUAUUUGUCUUUUCAGUACGUCUUUGAUGAAAAGUGGAGAGGGAAUUAUGUGGAUUUAAUAAUAAUAAUUUAAU